This is a messenger RNA of Nilaparvata lugens (brown planthopper), 3143 nucleotides long. RefSeq names its product Golgi SNAP receptor complex member 1. Gene Ontology annotation, molecular function: SNAP receptor activity. The transcript has 6 exons. Gene Ontology annotation, biological process: endoplasmic reticulum to Golgi vesicle-mediated transport; vesicle fusion. Lineage: Eukaryota; Metazoa; Arthropoda; Insecta; Hemiptera; Delphacidae. The record is from RefSeq and is a predicted model, not a curated record. Bases 188 to 886 code for a protein of 232 amino acids. Gene Ontology annotation, cellular component: SNARE complex; Golgi medial cisterna; cis-Golgi network.
UUCUGCCAUCUGUACAGCAAAUUGCAAUUCCAUUAUUCAUCUUCUGUGUACUGUAACUGUUGUGUGUUCUACUCUCUACUGUAUUAAUUAUAAUUUGUGUGUUGUGAUGGUGUAAUUCAUUGCUCUACAUUAUUUGUUUGACAUUCCAGAUUUAUCAUCAAUCUUGUUUCAACUAUUUGAAGUCAAGAUGAAUAGUUGGGAAGAUCUUAGGAAGCAAGCUAGGAGAUAUGAAAAUGAAAUAGACCAAAAGUUGGUGGGCCUAAGUAAACUGGGAAUCGGUCUGGCUUCUAUGAAAACUGGAGGCGACACUGAGCCACUCCUUUCUGGCGAGCAUACAUUUGAAACAGCUGUAAGAGAGUUGGAACAACUGCUGUCCACGUUGAGUAAUAUCAAUGAUAAGCUUGGCGAAAUGGGGAUGACAGAGUCUGGAAAUGGAACUGGGGCUGGAAUGGUUCACACGCUACAAAGACAUCGAGAGAUAUUCCAAGACUACACUCAAGAAUUCAAAAAGACACAGCAAAACUUCAGAGCACGUCGGGAAAGAGAAGAUUUACUGCAUAGCGUUAGAAGUGAUAUCGAUGCAUACAAGACUACUUCGGGCUUGAAUCGACGAUCGGAAUUGUACGCCAAAGAAUAUGACCACUUGAGAUUGUCUGACAAACUAGUGGAUGAUCAGAUCAGCAUUGCUGUAGAGACGAGAGAUAAUCUUGUCUCACAAAGGCUCAAUCUGAAAAGAUUGCAAAUGCGUAUGCACGACAUUUCCAGUCGUUUUCCAUUAAUCAAUGGCGUUCUUCAGAGAAUCAACCUUCGCAGACGAAGGGACUCAAUUAUUCUAGGACUUAUUAUAAGCUUCUGCACUUUCCUUAUGAUUAUCUACGUGUUAUGAUAGUUAUAGGAGUACAAAACUGACCAGCUAAACAUUUACAAGGAAUAUCUACUUCUACUUUCGACUGAUAUACUUUCACCAUUACUGAUUCCUGUUUCAGCAACACCAGCUGUUCGGCUAAUUAUUAAUAAAGUAUCAAAAUGAAGUUAUUUUUACAUCUAGGGAUAAAAGUGUGACUUUUUUCGGUGAGACAGAUAGACGUUUGCCGCCCGAAGGCCAAGCCAAUUUUCAGAAAUGUUACUUUUUCAUCAACAGCUUCUAACCUGGAUCAGAUUCUCUUCUGAAGAUUCAAAUUCAAAUCUCAAACAAAAAUUCUCCGUUUCAGUCCUUCAAUGAUAUUGUUGAUUUCUUCAGUGUGAGACUGCUUUUCUAGAGUAGUGAUCUCACUUCAAAUCAAAUCAAUGUUAUUGUUCACAUUAUUUGUAACAUAAAACUCAUCAGUAAAAGAACUUUUUUACUGAUGAGUAAAAAAGACUGAUAAGUAAAAAAAGGCUCUUGAUAGCCUUGUCAUCUGAGUAAAUUCCCACAGUCUGAUGAUGACCAACAACAGGUCGAAACGAUCGUCACUACAAAAGUAAGUGUAUUUUCACUUCAAAAGUGUUUUUUAAAAUUCAAGUUUAAAAGAACUUUUCUUCAGUAAUAAAGUUUCAUAUAAAAUACAGAUGACUUCCGCCUUGAAAAAUCAGUUAUAACUUAAAUAUUGAAAAUGCUGAUGAUGAUGUCAAUAAAUAAUUGAAGCAAACAAACUUGGUCCUAUUCCUUUAGUCUCUUACUCACCAUUGAGAGAAAGAUUUGUAUCAAUUAUAUUUUAUUAAGGCCUAGGAAUUCCAUGGAUAUGAUUUGUUUGCUCAUGAAUAAAUAAAUAAUUCUAUAAUUGCAACAAAUCUUUCAAUCAUUGGUGAGUCACCAUGCAACUCCAACUCCUCCAUGUCAACUCACAGAAAUCAGCACUCUGGAAACGUAGUUUUACUCUGAACAAAUCAAUAUUAUUGAAGGACUCGAAUAGGAUAAUUAUUUUUUGAAACUUGAAUUGGAAUCUUCGGAAGAAAAUUGUGCCAAUUAUGUUCCACCAUGUCGGAAAAACACGAUUUCUGCCUCUCAUAACAUCAAUUUCAAAUAUCUUACCUAUCGUGGUCAACGUGCUCUAGAACACUUCGUCUAGAUAUUAAUGCUCCCUUCAGACGGCUGAUUCUUUCAUCCAGUUCUUUAUUGAGUUCAUCUUUUUCUUCCAAUUUGUUGGAAAUAGAUUUCACGUCUAACAUGCCUCUUCUGUUUGGCAACUUGAAGCUACUGAUUCAAUUUUGCAAUUUGCUUCAGGUAACGUUGUAUGAGAGCUGAUUCUGAUAGCAGGAUUGGUUUGUUGUUAAUUCUCUUCGCUGUUGAGGCAAAACUGAGUAUAUUUUUAGUGUGGUGUUGGGCGGCGAUUCUUCCCAAAGACGACUGCGUCAGUCCCCGUUUCAUCUUUACAAUAUAAUUCUGAAUAUAGAGUGAGAUUUGGAAAUGCGUUUGUUCAUGUAAGUCUCAUAUACACCGGUUCUUAUCUCCUUUCAUUUUUUCUUCCAGUACCUCUGUCGAGGUUUUUCAUGAACAUUCUUCAACAUCGCUGACAACGACUUGACCAUUGCAGUCCUCCUGAUUUUUUCACCAGAAAAUCAUUCACUCAUUCAUUUUAAAUUUCCAUGUAUGACACUCUCAAGAGAAACUCGGCGUGGAGUAUUCUGAAUCGAAUAGAGAAUGUAAUUGAUUGCCAUUUGGAAGAUUUUACUGACGUAUGUUUUACCUGAAUAGGUUUGCCCGUAUGCAAACACAGGUCCGUUGAUCUGAAUAUUGGCAUCGAUGAUUGGUUUAAUAAUGGUGUCAAAAACCUUAUUGAAGUUUUUGAGUUUAUCGCAUGAUUGACAUCUCCCCGAUAUUGUUGCUCUCCGGAGCACCAAGCAUGUGAUCAAAUGUAUAUGCAUCACCUUACUUGUUCCAGAAGCUGGAUCAAUUUGAUAAAUUGUAUUAUAUUCAACUAAUCUCAUUUAUUAGCUUGAUAAUAUUUCAAUAUAUUGUAUAGAUGUUACAGCUACUAAAUUCUCGCUUUUACCAUUCUUAUUGGUGUGAAUUUUUAAUUUUGAAUGUUGAUAUUAUUUUUGUAUUUAUUUCAUCACCUUAAUGGUAAAUGGCUGUUAUAUGUAACAAGUUAUUUUAUUAAAUGUUAAUAAGCACCACAAUGUUCUGACUAUUUAAAAUAAAACUAUUUUAUUCGUAACUUUUA